AUGGAGCUUUUAUCAGACGAAGGAUUCCGUUUCGACGGACGACGAGCAGCAGAAUUUCGAAAGAUUCAAGGUCGCCUGGGCGUUUUUGAUCACGCCGAUGGAUCAGCUAUUUUACAACAGGGAAAUACGAAAGUCUUAGCGGCGGUUUUUGGGCCGCGGGAGCCGAUGGCCAGCCAAAGGGGAGCUGUUAGCCAGGAGAGAUGUAUUGUUGAUGUUGAGUAUUCAAGAGCGGCUUUUGCUUCGGCGGAAAGAAAGAGAAGAGCGAGAGGUGACAAGAAAGCGCAAGAAAUUUCGCUCUCACUGAAGAAGACAUUUGAGGCUACAAUUCUGACUACUCUUUAUCCUCGCUCUGCCAUUUCCAUCUUUGUUGAGGUCCUUCAAGCUGAUGGAGGCGAUUACGCCGUGUGUGUGAAUGCAGCGACUUUGGCCUUGAUCGAUGCCGGCAUUCCCAUUCGGGACGUUUGCUGUGCUGUCUCAUGCGGCGUCGCUAUCAAAGAUAAUGUUGCCUAUUCGCUCUUGGAUUUAGCGUACUCGGAGGAAACAGCAAGAAUACCGACGAUUGUGGCUACUGGAAUGCCGAAGACGGGAGAGAUGGUGUUUUUUGAAGUGGAAUCACGACUGCACAUGGAUUAUUUUAGGGCUCAUCAAUGUAUUUGA
Molecule: messenger RNA, 657 nt
Organism: Oikopleura dioica
Lineage: Eukaryota; Metazoa; Chordata; Appendicularia; Copelata; Oikopleuridae
Source: the annotation of a GenBank genome assembly